This is a messenger RNA of Drepanopeziza brunnea f. sp. 'multigermtubi' MB_m1, 807 nucleotides long. RefSeq lists its product as uncharacterized. Gene Ontology annotation, cellular component: cytoplasm; mitochondrion. The record is from RefSeq and is a predicted model, not a curated record. Gene Ontology annotation, biological process: nucleobase-containing compound metabolic process. Gene Ontology annotation, molecular function: AMP kinase activity; ATP binding. NCBI's taxonomy places the organism in Eukaryota, Fungi, Ascomycota, Leotiomycetes, Helotiales, Drepanopezizaceae.
AUGAGGCUCAAGAAAGCAGCGCGCAUCAUCCUCGUCGGCGCACCGGGUGUUGGAAAGGGCACGCAAGCCGAGCGCAUGCUGCAGAGGUUUCCCCAGCUCUCCGCCAUCAGCUCAGGAGAUCUCCUCCGCGAGAAUGUCAAAAACCAGACCCCACUCGGUAUUAAAGCUGCGAGCAAAAUGCGCUCCGGCGCCCUCGUCCCCGACGCCAUGAUCCUCCGGGUCAUCCUCCACGAACUCAAGACUCGCGGCUGGCUCUUCCCCGCCGGGCAGACACCUCUGACUUUCAACUCGGUCUCUGCGAGCGCGGUACAGCAAGACUUCGAUACCGACUCCUACGUUGAGCAGCCGUCCCUCGCGUCAGCCGCUACCCCGCCCCAAACCUCCGACGAUCCCUCGGCCUCUUUCAUCCUCGACGGCUUCCCCCGCACUGCAGGACAAGCAUCUCAGCUCGAUGCGCUGAUACCCAUCAACCUCGUCGUGUCGCUGAAGACGCCCUUUGAGGUUAUACUCGAGCGGAUUGCAGGGCGGUGGGUGCAUGCGCCGUCGGGACGGGUGUACAACACUACAUUCAACGCGCCCAAGGUGCCUGGCAGAGACGACGUCACGGGGGAGCCGCUGACCAAACGGGAAGACGAUGAUGAGAGUACGUGGAAGACGCGCCUGGAGAAGUUCAAGGAGACGAGUGAGCCGCUGCUGGAGCAUUAUGCGCGGAAGGGCGUGCUAUGGGAGGUGCAGGGGCACAGCAGUGACGAGAUAAGUCCGCAGCUGUAUAGGGAGUUUGAGAGGCGGUUUGCACUGGAUUCGUAA